This is a messenger RNA of Daphnia magna, 1677 nucleotides long. Its product is annotated as E3 ubiquitin-protein ligase RING2. Gene Ontology annotation, molecular function: ubiquitin protein ligase activity; transcription coregulator activity; metal ion binding. The transcript is spliced from 5 exons. The record is from RefSeq and is a predicted model, not a curated record. Gene Ontology annotation, biological process: regulation of DNA-templated transcription; protein polyubiquitination; protein monoubiquitination. NCBI's taxonomy places the organism in Eukaryota, Metazoa, Arthropoda, Branchiopoda, Diplostraca, Daphniidae. Bases 146 to 1330 code for a protein of 394 amino acids.
CGUGGCGCCAGUUAAUUUAGAUAUUCACUCACUCGUCUUUUGAUUUUAGCCACGUUUACAAGUCCCUUUUUUUAAAAUUUAAUACAGGUUAACUUUUUUUCCAUUUAAACAUUUUAUCCUUGUAAAAAGUAGGUCAAAUUUGGAGAUGGCACAUACAGGAAUUGAUGACAGCUUUCAAGAAUUAUCCCCAGGAUCUCCUUUUAAUUCAUCACAAGGAAUCUGUGCCAUAUGUCUGGGAGUUCCUGACAAUAAGUCAUUUGCCAGCAACUGUCUUCAUGAAUUUUGUUUUGUUUGCUUACUGGAAUGGUCAAAGGUCAAAGCUGAAUGUCCAUUGUGCAUGCAACCUUUGUGCUCAAUCAUCCAUAAUGUAAAGUUUGAUCAUGAAUAUGAUGAGCUUGAAAUUCAGAAAUUGGGAAAACAUUCAUCAAGAGCAUUUUCACCUCCUAUUCUGCUGUUGCAACAGCAGUCACAGCACAACACUACACUGGCAAAUGCAAACAAUGCUCAGGGCACUGCCAAAAACCACCUGCAAACACAAGCCAUUUCUGGAAGGAGGCAGACCAUUAACAUUGGUACACGAAGGCAUAGGGCAGCUCCUCUACAGUCUGAACGGCAGUCGAUUGCCCAGAAUCAUCUAGCCAAGGCUAUAAAACCUCAAGAACGGAUUGCCAACAUGAUUCGCUACUCACUUAGAUCUAGAACUAUCCUACGAGAUGAUAUUGAUCGUGCUUCUAAAAUUGAGCUUGUUAAUGAAUUCCAUCCAAUUAGUUCGUCUGCUGAUGUAACGGUUUCUAACCUGCUCCCAGUAAGUAAUGUCACUGCUGACCCAGUUGAGAAAGUACUGUGGUGGCAUGAUUUGGUUCCAACUGACAUGCGUAACCAAAUGGUCCAGAAACUUGUGGUGGCCAUAAUUUCUGAUCCGAUUUUUGAGCCCCAUAAUCACAUGGAAAUGGUGAUUGCCUACAUGCGUCGAAUCGAAAGGAAUAUGUAUAUAAAGGCCUACUCGGAAAAUCUGUACUUUGAAUUGUGUUCGGAAAAGAUUACGGAAUUACAGGGUAUGGGUAAAACUCGAAAGAGAAUGCUUCUUCAGCUGAUCGAAUCUUACGAGUGUUCAACACUGCAGCCUGAACUAGAUCGCGGUGCUUUUCCACAGGAUGUGGUCAGGAUAAGUGUGACCCCUGAAGUUUCCGUGGUGUCCGCCGAAAGACAUUUUCCCAUAGAAAAUCUUAAAGAUACCGAAGAUGUAGAAGAAGACGAUCUCACUAUUCUGGAUGUACCGCCUAAACCUUUGCCUGAAGUUAUAACAUUAUCAGACUCUGAUGACGACUAAUCGUCAUUUGAAGUCCAUCCUACUAUUUUAAGCCGCGUAUCAUUCGUUUUGGUAUUUUUGUUCUUUUAUGAUGUGAUAUUUAUUUGAAGUCCGCUAAAAAUUUUUAAUUACCCAAAAUGUCUAUGACUUUGGAAAUAGCUAAGAAAAAAUACCCAGGUUAGCCGUUAGCGUGGAUGUUACGAUUAGAAAUUAAGUUGCCAAAAAUGUAUAUUUAUAUUUUUCUUUUGUUGGAUGUCAACUAUAUGUAAUAAUAUUUUUUCCUGUAGAACAGAAAAAUGAGUUGUGAAUUGUAAUUUAAUUAAAAUGAAAACAAAAACAAGUAAACAACAAAAUUUUCCUUUUUAAAA